AUGGAUGCUCCGGUCAAGAAAAAGGCAUUGUCUCGGGCUAGCUUGAGUCCUCAGAGGAAAGAAAAGUGCUUAGUAUUUCCCCUCUUGAGGUAUAAUGAACUUCGGCAGCCUGUUUGCCAGGUUUGUAGUGUGGUCAUGUUAGAGUCUAUACGUUCACACCUGGCUUCUCCUGAGCAUAACGAGGAAAUGGAAAAACUGAAAGCUAAUGCUGCUGCAUCAGCUGAGCAUAACAAUGCAAAGCCACGUACUGGUACCAACUCUCCGAAGGCUAAUAGAGAACAACCUCAAGACACAGAAUGCCAACCACCGGAAUGUUCACAAGAUGUGCCUAAACAUCAGUCACCAUCGAUGCUUCAAAGAGAUUUUUGUGAUGACAGUGGUAAAAUAAGGACAAGAUCCGGUUCAUUGGGCUUCUUACUGAGACAAAAGAAGUUGUACCGUUCUAUCAUCGUGAACUUGGUGUCAAAGCCAUGGCCUGAAGACGAGGAGUUUGAAAAACCUUUUCUGAAGUUUCUUGCACUACCUAAUACUCCCUUCACCAAGGCUGGUAUGUCUCCACACCCACCGAGUGGAGCGUUUAGGUGUUUAAAAAACAAAAGAAGAAUUGAAUAA
Messenger RNA from Sphenostylis stenocarpa, 612 nucleotides. NCBI's taxonomy places the organism in Eukaryota, Viridiplantae, Streptophyta, Magnoliopsida, Fabales, Fabaceae. The record is from the annotation of a GenBank genome assembly.